This is a messenger RNA of Nelumbo nucifera (sacred lotus), 2208 nucleotides long. RefSeq lists its product as uncharacterized. Lineage: Eukaryota; Viridiplantae; Streptophyta; Magnoliopsida; Proteales; Nelumbonaceae. The record is from RefSeq and is a predicted model, not a curated record.
AAAACCUCUUCCCCUAAAACCGGCUGCUCCACCCUCUGUAUAUAUUCCGCUCCCUUCCUCUCUCUGUCACUCUCUCUGUGUCUCUGGGCGCAUUGUUUCUUCGUCUUGGAUUGGCUCGGAUGAAAAGUUGGAUCUUUAUAAAGCUGUGAAAGAGAAACCAUUCAAUCUUAAGUUGCUUACCCAAAUAAAAAGAUCGGUUCUGCAAUUAUGGGUGAUUGCCAAACAGCUCUCUUCAUGAGUUGCCAAUGCACUUGAGUCAUCCUGAGUGAUAAGUGAUAACAUCGAAUUCUCAAUCCCCAUUUCUGAUUUCGUUACUGUUUUUUUUUUUUUUUAUUAUAUAUAUAUAUAUAUUCUUUGUUUUGCAAUUCUGCAAAGAAGAACAGAUACUGGGUUUGUUUCCUUAUCUCGUAUCAGUCUGGUUUCAGCUCUUUAAUUUUCUGCAAUUGAGAAAAGACCAAGAAGCAGUGGAUAUUUCUGCUUUUUGGUCUUUGAAUUUUAUAUAUAUCCUUGUAGAAGAAGAAGAUAGUUUUAUGGAAUGGAUGUUAACAGUAUGGCGGGAAGAAUGAUGUCCGGCAUGGCUCCUGGAAUGCUUGGGUUGGAGAUGCCUCUGCACCAGCCACAGCAGCAGCAGCACCAUCCUCACCAGCAACUCCAACAGCAGCAGCAGCACCACCACCACCACCAAAUGAUGGCCUUUGCGGGUCACGACAACGACCAUCACUCGCAAGUUCAAUCUGUGAAGCAGCAUGGCUACGCUUACGCCACCAAGGGGAAGCCGCAGCAACCGGCAUUGAGCGACGAGGAGGAGCAGGGGUUGGUGGGGGAUGACGGUGGAGCAGACGCGAGGAAGAGAAUGUCACCGUGGCAGAGAAUGAAGUGGACGGAUAACAUGGUCAGGCUUCUCAUCAUGGUGGUCUUCUACAUCGGCGAUGACGGUGGCUCCGAAGGCAACGACCCCUCCGGCGCCGGCAAGAAGAAACCUGGUGGGCUCCUGCAGAAGAAAGGCAAGUGGAAAUCGGUGUCCCGGGCGAUGAUGGAGAAGGGUUUCUAUGUGUCUCCGCAGCAGUGCGAAGACAAGUUCAAUGACCUCAACAAGAGGUACAAGAGAGUUAACGAUAUACUGGGAAAGGGGACGGCCUGUAAGGUGGUGGAGAACCAGAGUUUGCUUGAGACGAUGGACCAGCUCUCGCCCAAGAUGAAGGAGGAGGUCCGGAAGCUACUCAAUUCUAAGCAUCUUUUCUUCAGGGAGAUGUGUGCUUACCACAAUAGCUGUGGCGGUGGUGUAGGCGGUGCCCACCAUGCGUCGGAAGCGGCGUUGGAGUCGGAAAACCAUCAACAGCAGCAGCAUUGCUUCCAUUCACCCGAGGGCACCGCUGCUGCUGCUGGAAACCCAAGAAGCUUAAGCAGGUCGGAGUGCGAGGGAUUAAAGUUAAGAAGCCGGGAAGAGGAAGAGGAUGAUGAUGGAGAAGAUGACGACGACGAUGACGACGAUGGUGACGAGGACGAGGAUGACGAGGAUGAGUCGAUGGAGAUUGGUGGAAGGAGUCGGAACAAUGAGCAUGGAGGUGGAGGUGGGCAUGAAGAAGAGGACGAUAACGAGUUGAAGUUAGCUUCGAGGAAGAAGCUGAGAAAGGGAAUGCCGGCGGCAUCGCUGUCGCCGUCGCCGUCGAUACAACAUCUGAACAGUGAGAUGAUGGGUGUGCUUCAAGAUGGGACGAAGAGCUCGUGGGAUCAGAGACAGUGGAUGAGGAACAAGUCAUUACAGUUGGAAGAACAGAGGGUGAGCUAUCAGUGCCAAGCGUUUGGACUGGAGAAGCAGCGACUGAAAUGGAUCAAGUUCAGUGGGAAGAAGGAGAGGGAGAUGGAGAGAAUGAAGCUUAAGAAUGAGAGGAUGAGGCUUGAGAAUGAGAGAAUGCUCCUUUUGCUUCGCGAGAAGGAGCUCGAAUUGCUCAAUCUUCGUCAGAAACAGCAACAGCAGCAACAACACUCUUCGAACAAGAGGCCAGACCAAUCAGGAUGAAUUGUAUAGACAUAUUAGGCUUAGAUUAUUUGACUACAUAAGCUGUAGCUCUUCAUAUUGGAUUUGUUUAAAUGGGUGGUGAAUUACUGGAUUGCCCCCCCCCCUCUCUUCUCUCCCUCUCUCUCUCUAAAUUUUGUUUGAAUAUUGAAAUAAUGAGUUACAUUUUCUGUGCAAUCACACUAUCACAA